AAGCAUCAUGUUACAAGAUGCACAGCAAUGUUGCCAGAAGAAGAAGAAGAAGAAGAAGAAGAAGAAGAAGAAGAAGAAGAAGAAGAAGAAGAAGAAGAAGAAGAAGAAGAAGAAGAAGAAGAAGAAGAAGAAGAAGAAGAAGAAGAAGAAGAAGUUGGCGAGUUUAGCAAGGUGGUAUGAAAAGAAGGAAGCACGUGAUUGGUUGGGAAUUCGGUGAUUUCGCCACACUGUAAUUUGAUUUUGG
Molecule: messenger RNA, 244 nt
Organism: Closterium sp. NIES-67
Lineage: Eukaryota; Viridiplantae; Streptophyta; Zygnematophyceae; Desmidiales; Closteriaceae
Source: the annotation of a GenBank genome assembly